AUGGAUCAAGCUUCACUGCUAUUGAACAAGCAAUUGAAGGAACUCACAAAAAGACCAGUGGAUGGAUUCUCCGCGGGCCUGGUAGACGAUAGUAAUUUGUUCGAGUGGCAAAUCACCAUCAUGGGCCCACCUGACACACUCUAUGAGGGAGGCUUCUUCAACGCCACGUUGAGCUUUCCUCAGGACUAUCCGCAGUCACCUCCCACCUGCAGAUUCACGUCAGAGAUGUGGCAUCCAAACGUGUAUCCAGACGGGCGAGUGUGCAUUUCCAUUCUGCACAACCCGGGCGAUGAUCCGCACGGAUAUGAGCGUGCCUCAGAGCGUUGGUCGCCUGUGCACACAGUGGAGACCAUCAUGAUCUCCAUCAUCUCCAUGCUGUCUUCUCCCAACGAUGAGUCACCCGCCAACAUCGAUGCGGCUAAACAGUGGCGAGAGGACAGGGAAGGCUUCAAGCGACGGGUGGCGCGCGUCGUGCGCAAGUCGCAGGAGAUGCUUUAGCUGGCCCACUAGGCCGCUUGUGCGAGUGACAGACUUGCAAGCCUUGAGUGCAAGACUUGCACUGUAAGCGUCAGCUUUGACCUUGAAGAACUCAGGCUCGGCCCUGAUGCUUGUUGCGACAGCAGUGGCAGGAAGGAUGUACCAUUAAGUUCUUUUUGUAGGUGGGAUUUUUCGGAAAGUCUGUUGAAGAGAAUAGGCCCGUGUGAGAGGCGGGUCCAGUGUGCUGCAGCUGUUCACGCGGUCUUCAUCAAAAGCCCCUGACUUGGCUCCCUGCUGGUGUGUGUAUGUACAUGUGUACAAUAUGUAUGUGCAGUGUGGAACUGACUGGUCUGGGUAAAACUGUCGGAGGC
Molecule: messenger RNA, 848 nt
Organism: Coccomyxa subellipsoidea C-169
Lineage: Eukaryota; Viridiplantae; Chlorophyta; Trebouxiophyceae; Coccomyxaceae
Product: ubiquitin-conjugating enzyme
Exons: 5
Coding region: 1-498 (165 amino acids)
Biological process (GO): ubiquitin-dependent protein catabolic process; protein polyubiquitination
Molecular function (GO): ubiquitin conjugating enzyme activity
Source: RefSeq, a predicted model, not a curated record